AUGUCAAUAAAUCGCGCGCAAUACGAUAGUAAAUGUUAUUGCAGCAGUGUUGCGUCGACAUGUUGCAGCAAUACCCAUGUAAAUUGCAUCAAGCGCAAAACAACUGGCAGCGGAAGUAUUUUCAGUGUUGCAAGCAAACGCGAUAAACAUAUUUCUAAUACAAGAACAGCGGCGAAGAAUAAACAAAAUACAGAUUUUGUUAAAAUAAAAAGAAAAACAACUCUGCCCGCCGAGGUCAACAAAAAUCGUCGCGGACUCGGUCAUACCAAUUUGCAUAGCACUACUAAUUUUAGUCGACGCAAUUCCGCCGCAACCACAGUAACAUUUUCCACGUCUUGCGCUACGCCAGCCUCGUUUCACAGCUCGAAUGCAACCGCGCCCUCGUUCGAAACACCGUCGCCGCCUCCACUGUCCACAUCUACAAACACAAUUUUAAAGAAUUUGCCCGUAAGUAUGUCAACGCUGGGCGAUAACUUCAGCGCGUUGAGCGUUUCGUCAAAAAGUGACCGCGACAGCGAUAGCGGCGACGCGCUGCCGCACGAAUACACCGAGCAACGACGCUACUACGAGAGCGCAAAGCAGUUAAUGAAGCUGAUAUCCGCACAGGGUGACAACUAUGCCACGCUGAAUCUUAUCAGCGGCAGCGGUGUUGACGGUAUUGCUGCCGCCGCUUGUGUGCGCGACGCGGACGUGAACGCGGAACGCUUGCGCCAAUUACAAGAAUUUCGUUUACAAAAUGCUGAAGACUGUUUUAGUGUACAUCGACGGUUAGAUUUACAUUUGCCGAUGCGUAAAAACACAUUGACACCCGGUGGAAUGGAGCAGCUGGUAUGUAAAUUACAACAGGAGACUUUAUCGUCGAUGCAGGGUAAGAUGGAGGGCUCAGGCACAAAAGGCAUAAAAAGCGCAGUGGUUAAGGAGAGCGCGAAGAAACCACAGCGUACUGUAAUUACUCCGUAUGCGGCGCGUCAAAGAUUAUUAAAACUACGCUUGGAAGCAGAGGAGUUGAAACGCACGAAACCUGGUCCUAAGUAUCGUCCAUUGGAAAAAAGUUGUGCAUUGCGUUAUCAGGAGACCUACUAA
This is a messenger RNA of Bactrocera tryoni, 1083 nucleotides long. RefSeq lists its product as uncharacterized. The record is from RefSeq and is a predicted model, not a curated record. NCBI's taxonomy places the organism in Eukaryota, Metazoa, Arthropoda, Insecta, Diptera, Tephritidae. The transcript has a single exon. Bases 1 to 1083 code for a protein of 360 amino acids.